AUGCCUGACACCAAAGAUCCAGACAGUGUUGCCACGUGGAAUGUUCCUCUUCAUGAUAAAAUUCACAAAAUCGAAUUUGAACAUGGAACAACAACUGGAAAACGAGUUGUAAAAGUGGAUGGAAAAGAGAUUUUGAGACGCGAUUGGAUGUUUAAACUUGUCGGAAAAGAACAUUUCAAAGUCGGUGAUAUGAAUUGCACAAUCAAUGUUGAAGCAUUGGGAACUUUUGCCUACGAAUAUUCACUUGAUGUGAGUUACAAAAAUUUGAAUGAUAAUGUUAAACAAUUCCCAAUCAACGUUUUUUAAAGGUGAAUGGCAAGGCUUUUCAAAAGUUUCGCGAUGACCAAAGUCGAAAAUUAACAAGUUGGGAAACUUCGUUGAGCGGUGAAGAAGUUAGAAUUGUUCUUGGUGAGUUUGAAUGCAUCUGAAGUUUCGAAAUAUCUUUGUGAUUUAAUUAAUUUUUUUCCAAAUAAUUUAUUUUUCUAGACAAAGAAACAAUGGAAGUUUGGGUAAACGGCAAGAAAAUCGAUACGGCUGGCGAAUUCGUGGAAUCUGGUACUGAAACCCACUUCCUAAUCGGCCGACAUGUUUGUAAAAUUGUGGCAACUUCGAGUGGAAAUAAGAAAAUGGGUGUCACUCAUACACUUUAUGUUGAUAAUGUUCAAUUGAGAACUCCAGGAGGAGUAUAA
Caenorhabditis angaria is the source of this 689-nucleotide messenger RNA. The record is from the annotation of a GenBank genome assembly. NCBI's taxonomy places the organism in Eukaryota, Metazoa, Nematoda, Chromadorea, Rhabditida, Rhabditidae.